CAUGUUUAGCGCGUAAAACAAUAAAAACUACAUAUUAUUUAUAACUUUAAUUACAUAUUUUGGACACAAAGAGAGAUAAUGAGUGACCAAAUGGUUGAAAUUGUCGAUAAUUUAAUAACCAAAGUGUGUGAUAAUGUCAACACUGUUGUCGGCUAUGUCUUCAGCAAACAAUUGUAUUAUCACUGCAAUCGGUUACCUAAAGUUAAGGGAAGAGCAUUUCUCGUACACGAACUCAUCAAAGCUUAUGGUUUGACCACAAAAUGUCUUAUCAUUGAAUCGGUUGCUGCAAAUGAUUUACAAAUGAGAUGUUUUCAUAGCGAAGAUUAUCUCAAUUUUGUCAAACAUGUUAGCGAUAAGAUGUUAAGCGAUGAAGAUUUUAGUGAAGAGUUUAUUAGUGAAGACUUUGGCAUUGGUUACGAUUGUCCACCGAUACCACAACUUUAUCAGCUGAUGACACAUAUCGCUGGUUCUUCAAUUAGUGCCGCCGAUGCUAUUAUCCAAAAGAGAUGUGAUAUUGUGAUCAAUUGGUUCGGUGGUUGGCAUCACUCACACAGAGAUGAGGCGUCGGGUUAUUGUUAUACCAAUGAUAUAGUGUUUUGUAUUUUGCAUUUAUUGGACAAUGGAUUUGACAAAAUAUUAUACGUGGAUUUGGAUCUCCAUCACGGAGAUGGUGUCCAAAACUCAUUUAUUCACACGAAUAAAGUAUUGUCCGUUUCAUUUCAUAAAUACGAGAUCGGCUUCUUUCCCGGAACCGGUGAUACCAAUGAUGUUGGCUUUGGAUCAAAAGGCAAAUAUUAUUCAAUUAAUGUUCCCCUAAAAGAUGGUAUAACUGAUGAAUGCUAUGUCAAUAUAUUUAAAAAAGUUUUAAACAAAAUACAAACGGCUUAUAAAAGUCAAGUAAUUGUUUGUCAAAUGGGAGCCGACGGUCUCGCUGGUGAUCCCAUGAAUGCAUUUAACCUUACAAUUGAUGGUUACUCUGAAUGUCUUAAAUAUUUAAUAACAAUUAAUAAACCCCUAAUACUUUUAGGUGGCGGUGGUUAUCAUUUGCUAAAUACGGCUCGACUCUGGACAUCAUUGACUGCAUGUGCUCUCAAUGAACAGUUAGAUAAUGAUAUACCAGACCAUUCAUGCUUUUUAGCGUAUCGACCAACUUAUGAGCUUAACAUUGAGCCGAGUCUUAGACAUAACUUAACCUCAAAUGAAUACAUCGAUAAUAUUUUAGAAAACGUUUAUAAAAACAUUAGUUUUAAAAAACGUACAAUUAAUUAA
Molecule: messenger RNA, 1269 nt
Organism: Oppia nitens
Lineage: Eukaryota; Metazoa; Arthropoda; Arachnida; Sarcoptiformes; Oppiidae
Product: histone deacetylase 8-like
Exons: 4
Coding region: 79-1269 (396 amino acids)
Molecular function (GO): histone deacetylase activity
Source: RefSeq, a predicted model, not a curated record